AUGGCCCUUAAUUCAACUGACCGGAAAGAAGUGAUUUUAAGUAUGGACGUGUUUGGUGAUGAUUGUGUUAAAGCUGGGUCCGCGAGUAACAAUACUGUCGGAGGGGAAGGAAGAGGGAUUUGGAGGGAAUCAAGCUAUGAUUUCGUCAAUGAUGCAAAUAAGAAAGACAAAGCACUUGCUAUGAAAGGCGACAGCAACAAACACAACAAUAAUGAUGGGAGUGGAAGUUACAGAUUUGAUUUUAAUGGUCAUCAGAACUGUAAAAGUGGUGUUACUGCAAGUGGUACUGGUAGUGUUUCAGCAAUGGAGGAGGAAGAUCCGCCCUCGAAGCUGAUUGGUCGGUUCUUGCACAAGCAACAAGCAUCAGGUGAGUUUUCUUUAGAUAUGGACUUAGAGAUGAUGACUCAUCUCCAAAACGACACUGCUGUUCUUCAUAAGAAUUUACCUCCUGUUUCAGAGUCUCCUACUACUAAUAAUACGAAUAGGGUCUCUUUUGACCCGCAACCACCUGCUUCAAGUGAGUCAGUGAGGAGGAGGAGGGACUUCAAAGAUUCUUCUCCAGGUAAAGAAAGUAGUCCUGGUGGUGGUGGUGGUGGUGAGAUUUUGAAGUGUAGUUCUAGAAGCGACGGGUCGUUAUCUAGCAAUUCGUCGUUUAAGAGGAAGUCUAGUUUGUUGAAGGAGAGGACAAAGUCUAGAUUGAUGGACCCGCCACCGCAGCCACCUGAGAAGUCAGGGAGAGUGAUUGUUGGGAGGUCGGGGCUGUUAAAGUCAGGAUUUUUAGGGAAAGGGAGUGUUGUUGAUGAAGAGGAAGAUGAUCCUUUAUUGGAUGAGGAUAUUCCUGAUGAGUAUAAAAAAGAUAAGUUUGAUAUUUGGAUUUUACUUGAAUGGUUGAGUUUGAUUGUUAUUAUUGCGGCUUUAGUUUGUAGUCUUGCAGUUCCAUAUUUGAAAGAUAAGAAUUUGUGGAACCUUAGGUUGUGGAAAUGGGAAGUUUUGGUUUUGGUUUUAAUAUGUGGGAGGUUGGUUUCUGGUUGGGUUAUUAGGAUUAUUGUGUUUUUCAUUGAGAGAAAUUUUCUCUUACGAAAAAGGGUUUUGUAUUUUGUUUAUGGAGUUAGGAAAGCAGUGCAGAAUUGCUUGUGGUUAGGGCUUGUUUUGAUUGCUUGGCACUACUUAUUUGACAAGAAAGUUGAGAGGGAAACUAGGAGUAAGACACUUAGGUUUGUGACUAAGAUUUUGGUGUGUUUGGUGUUGGGUACCUUGUUGUGGUUGGUGAAGACCUUAGUGGUUAAAGUACUUGCAUCUUCAUUUCAUGUGAGCACUUACUUUGAUCGGAUUCAGGAUUCGCUGUUUAAUCAGUACGUCAUUGAAACCCUAUCUGGUCCCCCUUUGGUUGAAAUGAAAAGAAAUGAGGAAGAGGAAGAGAGGCUUCUUGCAGAGGUAGAGAAGUUGCGGGAUGCUGGUGCCACCGUACCUCCUGGCCUUAAGGCAACAACAAGCCCAUCACCACCACAAAGUGCAAGGGUGAUAGGAAGUGGUAGGUUCCAGAAAAGCCCUCGAAUUGGUACUCCCAGGCUCUCUCGUACUCUUUCCAACAAGGUUGACGAGGGAGAUGAGGGGAUAACGAUCGAUCACUUGCACAAAUUGAAUCCUAAGAAUGUUUCUGCUUGGAACAUGAAGAGGCUGAUAAAUAUAAUUCGACAUGGAGCUUUGUCCACACUGGAUGAGCAAAUACAAAAUUCUAAUCACGGUGAUGAAGAGACUGCUACGAAGAUUCGAAGCGAAUUUGAAGCAAAAACUGCAGCAAGGAAAAUAUUCACGAAUGUGGCUAGGCCAGGUUCUCGUUAUAUCUAUCGGGAUGACAUUAUGCGUUUCAUGCAAGAAGACGAGGCCAUCAAGGCCAUGAGCCUCUUUGAGGGAGCAUCUGAAAGCAACAAAAUCAGUAAAAAAUGUUUGAAAAACUGGGUGGUCAAUGCUUUUAGAGAACGGAGAGCACUUGCUUUGACACUCAAUGACACAAAAACAGCUGUGAACAAACUGCAUCGUAUGGUGAAUAUUCUGGUUGGGAUUGUCAUUGUUGUUAUUUGGCUUCUUAUACUAGGAAUUGCUACAAGCAAGUUUCUUAUCUUUCUAAGCUCACAACUUCUCCUUGUGGCGUUCGUAUUUGGGAACACCUGCAAAACCGUGUUUGAAUCUAUUAUUUUUUUGUUUACAAUCCAUCCAUUCGAUGUGGGCGAUCGCUGUGAAAUUGAUGGAGUUCAGAUGGUGGUAGAAGAGAUGAACAUUUUAACUACUGUCUUUUUAAGAUUUGACAACCAGAAGGUAAUAAUCACGAACAGUGUUCUUGCUACCAAAGCCAUUGGUAACUACUACCGUAGCCCAGAUAUGGGAGAUGCAAUUGAGUUCCUCAUCCACCUAGCUACUCCAGCUGAAAAGAUCGCACUAGUGAAACAAAGAAUAAACAGUUAUAUUGAGAACAAAAAGGACCACUGGUAUCCUUCUCCCUUAAUUAUAUUCAAGGAUGCAGAAGACUUGACCAGGGUGAGGAUAGCAGUUUGGUUGACACAUAGGAUGAACCACCAAGACAUGGGAGAGAGGUAUGUAAGAAGAUCUCUUUUGCUGGAUGAGAUGAUGAAAAUUUUCAGGGAGCUCGACAUUCAAUAUCGCUUAUUUCCUCUUGACAUCAAUGUUCGUGCCUUGCCUCCUGUCACAUCUGAGCGCCUUCCUGCCAAUUGGACCAGCUGA
Molecule: messenger RNA, 2739 nt
Organism: Dovyalis caffra
Lineage: Eukaryota; Viridiplantae; Streptophyta; Magnoliopsida; Malpighiales; Salicaceae
Source: the annotation of a GenBank genome assembly